This is a messenger RNA of Fragaria vesca subsp. vesca, 1559 nucleotides long. RefSeq names its product serine/threonine-protein phosphatase PP1-like. Gene Ontology annotation, molecular function: protein serine/threonine phosphatase activity. Gene Ontology annotation, cellular component: cytoplasm; nucleus. Lineage: Eukaryota; Viridiplantae; Streptophyta; Magnoliopsida; Rosales; Rosaceae. Bases 250 to 1212 code for a protein of 320 amino acids. The transcript is spliced from 4 exons. The record is from RefSeq and is a predicted model, not a curated record.
CACACUCGUUUUCUUCAACUCCGAAAAUGGCCGCCACGCACUCCUCCACCACAUCUUCAUAAAUCUCUCUAUUCAAAGUUUCAAACCCUACCACAAUAUUUCUCUCUGAUUUCGAUUUCCCCUAAUAUUCUGAUUCGCUCCGCCUCGCCCUUACACUCCGAUCUUUAUCUUUCUUCUCUCUCUGACUUUUGGACCAACCGAGGCGAGAGAGCUCAGAGAGAGAGAGAGAGCUAGGGUUUCGUGUUUGCGAUGGGAGACGCGAUUGUGGACGAUCUCAUACGGCGGCUGGUGUCGGCGAAGAGCGGCCGGACGACGAAGCAGGUGCAGAUGACGGAGGCGGAGAUACGGCACCUCUGCACCACCUCCAAGGAGAUCUUUCUCAGUCAGCCCAACCUUCUCGAACUCGAAGCUCCCAUCAAGAUUUGCGGAGAUGUUCAUGGUCAGUUUUCUGAUCUUUUACGGUUGUUUGAGUAUGGUGGGUACCCACCUGAGGCCAACUAUUUAUUCCUGGGGGACUAUGUUGAUCGUGGGAAGCAAAGCAUAGAGACAAUAUGCCUUCUCCUUGCGUAUAAGAUUAAAUACAAGGAAAACUUCUUCCUCCUAAGAGGCAACCAUGAAUGUGCUUCCAUCAACCGUAUAUACGGGUUCUAUGAUGAGUGCAAGAGAAGAUUUAAUGUUCGUAUUUGGAAGGUUUUUACUGAGUGCUUCAACUGUCUGCCUGUGGCUGCUCUUGUUGAUGAGAAGAUCCUCUGCAUGCAUGGUGGUCUAUCUCCUGAUUUGAAAAAUCUAGAUCAGAUUAGAAAUAUUGCCCGCCCAGUGGAUGUACCAGAUCAGGGACUUCUCUGUGAUCUUUUGUGGGCUGAUCCUGAUAAAGAUGUUGAUGGUUGGGGAGAGAAUGAUCGUGGUGUGUCAUUUACAUUUGGGGCUGACACGGUUGCUGAAUUUCUCCAGAAACAUGAUCUUGAUCUUGUCUGCCGUGCUCACCAGGUUGUGGAAGAUGGAUAUGAGUUUUUCGGAAAGAGGAAGCUGGUGACUAUAUUUUCAGCGCCAAAUUACUGUGGCGAAUUUGAUAAUGCUGGUGCCAUGAUGAGUGUGGAUGAUACAUUGACAUGUUCCUUCCAGAUCUUGAAAGCAUCUGAGAAGAAAGGAAAGUUUGGUGUAGGCAGCAACAUGUUAAGACCAGGAACUCCACCUCAUAAGGGCAAGGGCUGAUUGAUUUCAGAAGCAUUAACAGUAAUCCUGAGAAGAAUAUCUUCUGCAUCCUCUUUGGUGCGUGGCAUUAUAUCAGUUGCAAGGUUGAUAAUUCAACAAUGCCUCGUUUCGUUUGAGAGUGAAGAUGCAAAGCUACAUCUACAUGUGUCAAAAGAGCCUUUAGUGUCCGAGAUUGAUGCACCUUGAUGCACCUUUCUUCGGCAAAGAAAUUGAAAAAUUAGAUUGAACUGUAUGAUUGAGAUUCUGAUUUUGUUUUGUUGAAUUUUAGAAGUUUUUAUUUGAGGGAACCAGAUUUUCUGUUGCUUACGAUUUUAGUUAACUCGUACUGUAAGAGUAUUGUUCUUCCU